AUGGCUGACAAUCCUGAUCAGAUCUACUCGGCCACCUACUCCAAUGUCCCAGUAUUUGAGUUUGUGACGGAAGAGGGCCCAAUUAUGCGUCGAAAGUCCGACUCAUGGAUCAACGCCACGCAUAUCUUGAAGAUAGCCAAGUUUCCUAAGGCUCGUCGAACAAGGAUCUUGGAAAAAGACGUCCAGACGGGCAUCCACGAAAAAGUCCAGGGAGGUUACGGUAAAUACCAGGGAACGUACGUUCCGCUCAACUUGGGCGCCGAAAUCGCUAAGACUUUUGGCGUAUUUGAUAUUUUACGGCCCAUUUUUGAAUUCGAGUACGUGGAAGGUAAGUCCGACACUCCUCCACCAGCUCCGAAACAUAACCAUGCGUCUGCUUCCAACGUGGCUCGUAGACAACAACAGCAGCAGCGAAAGGCCGAGGCAGCCCUCCAGGAUGAACAUUCUGCCAAACGAAUGAAAGUUUCUGCUAGCGAAGGUACUGAAAUACUGAAAAAGAGAGGAAGACCUAAAAGAGUCGCUUUGACUGCCAGAGAAAAACCAGAUUUGCGCCAUAGCAGGACAAUGCCAGUAGAGUCCAGUGGACCCAGCAUGGGCACUUUCAAUGCUCGCAGAGAACUGUCAUACUCGCAAUCACUGCAGUUACCUCCCCUAAUGCGUCAGGACACCGAGAGGGACGCUUUACAAAUUAUGGCCAGCAAUUUGAACGUUAAGCGAGAGGAUCUUGAGGCAGCUAGCAGUGAUAACGAAGAUCAUGGACCAGGCAACACAUUGCGUCCUGACUUUGGCCUCAAAGACACCGACGAAGACGAGCUAAUGUCUGGGCGAGAGCUAUUCGGAUCGCGAGACUCCUUUGCUACACGCGAUUCGUUCGAAAAAAUUGUCCACAUGCAUAACAAGCACUCUCGGAGCAUGAAUCUGAACAACAUUCCUCGUUUGUUAAGUCUCAAUGGCAGCGUUUCUGCUGAUGGUUACGGCUUGAACCAAUACCAUCACAACAACCAUUUCACGUCACAGUCGCCAACAACUAGCAUCAGAGGAGAUCCUGAAUCAGUGGAAUACUUUAAUACUUUGCUUAAUUUUUUCUUGGAAGAUGAGGGUUCGCCCACUCAUUCUGUCAAGGGCCACAAUGGCAAUUUGGAGCUCCCCGAAAGCAUCUUGAACCCACCGCAGCCAUUGAACAAAAUCAACAUCAACCAAGCCAUUGAUAACGACGGAAAUACUAUCUUUCACUGGGCUUGCUCCAUGGGUAACAUCGCAAUGAUUGAGUUUUUGUUGUCCAUUUUCACGAAUUUCAUCGACAGUCAAGUUAAGAACUAUCAUGGAGAAACGCCGUUAAUGUUUUUGAUACAAUUCAAUAACAGCUUUCAACUCAAAAAUUUUCCUGCCAUUCUUGACCUUCUUUUUGAUUCCAUUUUGUCGGUCGACAAUUAUGGAAGAACAGUUUUGCACCACAUUGUUCUCGCGUGUAGUUCGGGCCGCAAAGAUGUAUCCUUACGAUCAGGAAAAGAUGAUGAGCCUCGUAAGAAGAAAGAGCGCUUCUCAAAGUACUAUAUGGACGUUGUCUUUGGCAAGAUCAUUGAGUUCCCCGACUACCAACUACUGCAAGGUAACGAGAACAGAAAUCUAGAGGAUAAGAAAGAGCUCAUUGCCAAGUUCAUUAAUCACCAAGAUAAUGAGGGUAACACUGCGUUUCAUAUUGCAGCUUACAACAUGACCAAGAAGUUGAUUAAAAUAUUCAUCAGUCACCACAAGUAUAUUGACUUUGGCUUGAAGAACUUGGUCAAUUAUACUAUUGAGGAUUACUUGGCAUCGCACAACUAUGUGCUACGUUUGGAGAAUGGUGAGGAUGAAUUAGUUCCUACUCAGGAGGAUAAGCACCAGAUUAAACCCACCUUGUUUCCAGCCGAACAUACGCAGAGUUUCGAAUCGCAGUUGCACAAGACCAAUUUGGCCAUCAAUUUGCAGAAUUCGACAGCAAACAUCAUCACAGAAAAGCUAAGUGAAUUAGCAUUUGCCAUAGACAAAGAACUUGGAGAAAAAGAUGACAAGUUGCUCGCACUUUACAAGGUAUUCCGCUUCAUUGCUUAUGACAAGUUCCGCUCGCAAAAGGCAAUUCUUGAAAUCUUCAAUCUUGAUAACUUAGUGGAAGACAUUGAGAAGGACUUCGAAACCAGCACGGAUGAUUUAUCCAAACCUGGAAACACUGAGUCUUUGGUUAUUGAUGGAUCUAGAGAUAAGAUUAUUCAAGACGAGAUCAGUCGACUUCACAAUGACUUGCUCUUCCAAUAUCUCAGCAUCAAGGAUGAAAUUGACUUUGAGCUCAAAAGGUUCACCUACAUAAUGGAAAAUCUCGCUUCUCAGCGGUUAGCGGAGUUGGAGAAUAAGUUCAAAGUUGCGGGGAGUGAAGAAGAAAGUGAUGAACAAAAGCUAGAACUUGCUACAAAGUUGCAACAGGAGAUUCUCAAGCGCGUGGAGUUGUCUACUCGAGUAUACGAAGAAGGCAGCAAGGUGCCAGUAUUGGUUCAAAAUCCAGACGAGUUCAAAGAGAAUGUUGAUGGAGACGAAAAUUCUGACGGCAACAGUUCGGGGCAUCGAGAAAAAGAAGUGACAUAUCCACAGUCAUCUGAGGCUGGCACGAAGUCUGCCAUUGCUGACUUUCCUCAGGUGGACAAGCUUUAUAAGUACUGCAAGUUAAUCUCUUUAAGCUGUGGCAUGUCAUUUUCGGAGGUUGAGAACUCCAUUGAUCUCAUCGAGCAGUCGCUUGAGAAGUCUGCUUCGAACUCAACUGCAUAG
Messenger RNA from Sungouiella intermedia, 2796 nucleotides. Lineage: Eukaryota; Fungi; Ascomycota; Pichiomycetes; Serinales; Metschnikowiaceae. The record is from the annotation of a GenBank genome assembly.